CAGCGAGGUUGGAACGAAUGAGAUGAGACCGCUAGGUCUUGUCUGUGAUGGUCAACGCCUUAGACAUCUUGAUCGAAAUCUAUCGUCAAGCCUUUCCUGCCGUGUGAGGGCCAAGCUCAUCUUUCACACGCCCCUCACCUUUUAGCGGCCAAAGUCCGUUGACGGACAUGCCGUCAAAGCAGCAAAUGCUCGUACUGUUCUCUUGUUACGCCCGUAUGACGCUUGCCAUCUGCCAUUGCUGUCGACACUCUUCCCUUACUCCGUCCUUGCUCUCUUCCUACCAUCCAUCUUCAGCGCUCACCCCAUCCUUCGUCCUCCGGGCACAUCCGCUGUGCUUUCGUGACGUUCGCCGACGUCACUGGCCACACACCCUCUUCUGUCACUCUUGGCCCCCCUGCCCCGGUCUCGUAGGACAUCAUGGACCUAAAAAAAACCGUACAACAAUCUGGGAGCAGCUAAAAGCGGCGUCGUCCCAAGAGAAACGAUCCAAUUCCGCCCUAGUUCGUGCUAGUUGGUCUUCUAAGCGCCGUUGAGCUCCCCGAGCCGUGUCAUUGGCUAGCGUGGAUAUGGCUGUCACCCACCCGUCAGGUCCAGUGUCUAUGAUUGGCCGGGAUCU
Trichoderma asperellum CBS 433.97 is the source of this 616-nucleotide messenger RNA. The record is from RefSeq and is a predicted model, not a curated record. NCBI's taxonomy places the organism in Eukaryota, Fungi, Ascomycota, Sordariomycetes, Hypocreales, Hypocreaceae.